AGAGUUUACAGAACGACCUUGUUUCGUGUCAGAGUCUGAAAAUUUAUCGAAUUAGCCCAGUUAUCUACUUAGGUCCAGAAUCGAAAUACAGAAUCAAAAUCGAUUUGCAGUCCUUUAGAUGCAAGCGAAAAUGAAAUUUGUUAUAAUAUUGUCAGUUUUUGUUUUGUCGGGUUUCGCAGAGGAGACCAAAGAUAAUUUUAAAUCGGAGGAGGAAGAUAUUGGAUUUUUCCAGGCCUUGGCGAUUCAAUACUUACGAGAAUCAAGUUUUGAUGCACAGAAUUGUUCACAAUCUUCACCGGAAAAGUUGGAGGAGGAGAACAGGAAAGCAGUUGAAUGUGUUAAGAAUAUCAGAUAUAACAGUACAUUUUGCGAUACCUUUACCCAUCAUUUUAAGCCUUGCAUUCAAGGACUGCUGGAUGAAGUUAAAAAAUGUGCAGAUCCUGUUGGAUUCUCAUUUAAAAACACUCUUCUUGACUCGUUUAUUGAAGAGGCAAAAUACAUAUGUAAUGUUGAUGGAGAACACAUUUUGGAAAUAUUUAAUCCAUGCGUUCUUGACAGUGUGAAAAUGAGUCAUGAAUGUAGAAAGAACAUCACAGAACCAAUCGUAGACAGGAGAAACCCAAUAAGCCUUUGUGGUGCCUUCCCGGGCAUGCAGAAAUGUUUCGAAACACAGAUGCAGAAAGAGUGUGUAAAUGAAUUGACUAAAACAGACUUACACGAUUUAUUUUCUGUUGAUGUAAAGCCAUGCAACAUAGCAAUGAUGUUAUAUUUCGAAUUAUCGGAAUACUUACGUUGACAGCAGGAUUAUCAUUGUUCUCUCAGCUGAUUUCAGAUUCCAGAUGAAUUCUUCUGAUAAAUGUAGAUCUGUUGAAGAUAUUUAGAAAUUAAAAAUAUUCGAGUACUGUA
Messenger RNA from Coccinella septempunctata (seven-spotted ladybird), 906 nucleotides. RefSeq names its product 27 kDa hemolymph glycoprotein-like. The transcript is spliced from 5 exons. The coding region runs from base 119 to 796 and encodes 225 amino acids. Lineage: Eukaryota; Metazoa; Arthropoda; Insecta; Coleoptera; Coccinellidae. The record is from RefSeq and is a predicted model, not a curated record.